UGGUGAUUGUUGGUUUUCUGGCUUGCGGCUCGUGACAAAGUUGCUUGCACUACACUUCGUCUUCGUCACUUUAGAUUAUUUAUAGACUUUGGCACGAUUAUGUCAUGGAUUCAGCUGAACCGAAGACUGUAACUAAUGGUCAUCUAAGUGCCGACGAAGUUGACGUCGAGUUUCUACCACUAAUCUACGAAAUCUUGCGAGGAAUUGAGCGGGAGUCUCUCGACACUGCCCAGAAACCAAGAGAGUCGCAGGACACAAGCCUGAAAGUUGUUGAGCUUCACAAGAAGUUGAAUCAAGUUCGUGAGCAGGUUCGAAAACUGCCAGGCAUUGAUUACAACAGAGAAGAUCAACUGAAGCAACUUGAUCAUCUACGGAAGCAACUCCGCUUGAAAAGAGAACUUCUCCUGAAGUAUCGUAAUAUGUGCUCAUUUGACAUUCCCAAGGCUUGAAAAGUAUGCCCAUCCUCCGAUUUAUCCUGCGAUACUUGGCCAACAACGAACAACUCAUUUAUAGACUCUCUGAGUCAAAACCUGUUAGGAGAGCAGCACAGUUAACCAUAAGUUUGUUUCACCGAAGUAAAAUGCUUCAGGAAGAUUUUGAGA
Cloeon dipterum is the source of this 602-nucleotide messenger RNA. RefSeq names its product mediator complex subunit 9 (gene MED9). The record is from RefSeq and is a predicted model, not a curated record. Gene Ontology annotation, molecular function: transcription coregulator activity. The transcript has 3 exons. The coding region runs from base 105 to 449 and encodes 114 amino acids. NCBI's taxonomy places the organism in Eukaryota, Metazoa, Arthropoda, Insecta, Ephemeroptera, Baetidae. Gene Ontology annotation, cellular component: mediator complex. Gene Ontology annotation, biological process: regulation of transcription by RNA polymerase II.